GUGUGUUUGUGUGUGGUCAAAAUUGGGAAAAGGCAAUCCUUCUCCCUCUCUCUCUCUCUCUCUCUCUCUCACUCUCUUGUUUGGCAUCCAAGACAAAGAGUCACCGUGCCUCCAAAAAUGUCUCCUCUCUGUUCACCUCCCACCGCAAUCACUCCAAACUCUCCAGUCUCUCUCUACUCUCGCUCCAAUUUACUAUCUCUCUUCGCCUCCUCCACUACCAGGAAUAAGACUGAUAAUAGUUGGAGAAAUUUCAAGGCGAAAAUGUCGUCUCCUUCCACUCAGGCUCCCUCCGAUUCCUCCCCACCGCUUCCUCCUCUCCCUGAAAAUCCCACCGUCCUAGGAUGUGGAGGAUUGACAAUGGACUUGUUAGCAGCAGUGGAAGCUUAUCCAAAGCCAGAUGACAAGAUCAGAAGCACUAGCUUGAAGAUUCAGGGAGGUGGGAAUGUAGGGAAUGCUUUGACCUGCGCGGCUCGUCUGGGCUUGAACCCAAGGCUAAUUUCGAAGAUUGCAGAUGAUGCUCAAGGUAGAGGGAUACUGAAGGAGCUAGAAGCCGAUGGCAUAGAUACUUCUUUUCUUGUGGUCUCCAAGGAGGGCAAUUCACCAUUUACCUACGUAAUCGUUGACAACCAGACGAAAACUCGCACUUGUAUUCACACUCCAGGAUUCCCUCCAAUGAUACCUGAUGACAUUUCCAAAUCAAGUUUGUUUUCUGCACUGGAUGGAGUGAGACUCGCCUAUUUUGAUGCAAGAUUGCCCGCAACUGCUUUAGUUUUUGGACAUGAGGCAAGGCGCAGGAGUAUACCGAUCUUAAUUGAUGCAGAAAAAAAGAGAGAAGGCUUGGACGAUCUACUCCAUUUAUCAGACUAUAUCGUCUGCGCGGCAAAAUUUCCGCAGGCAUGGACUGAGGCAUCAUCUGUUCCGAGUGCACUUUUGUCGAUGCUUUUGAAGCUGCCAAAUGUUAAGUUUGUAAUUGUGACCUUAGGCGGAGAUGGUUGCAUAAUGCUUCAGAGAAUUGUAACUGAGGGUGAUCAGUCUGAAGAAAUGGACAUUGACAAUUUAUUAGAAUCGUUGAAUCAAAGAAAGGACAGUAACACAGCCAUCCCCACAUGUAUUUCAUCGGCAGAGACAAAAUUGAGGGCUAAUGGCAUAGGGACAGUGCCUGGGCGGUUGUUUAUUGGAACAGCCGAAAAGAUACCACCUUCAGAACUUGUCGAUACAACCGGUGCUGGAGAUGCCUUUAUUGGAGCCAUUCUUUAUGCUAUUUGCGCUGGCAUGCAACCAGAAAAAAUGCUGCCAUUUGCCACCCAAGUGGCAGCUGCUAGUUGUAGAGCAUUAGGAGCUCGAACUGGUCUUCCUCAUCGCACAGAUCCACGACUGGCCCCUUUUUUAUGACAAACGUCCUGAGUAAUGAGCCGGGCCACUGGUGCAACUUGGGAGAGAAAUGGCAUCAGGUUCUAUAACUUGGUGCUUUUUUUUCUUCUCAUUCGUCUGUAGUAGGAUCUCGUGUUGUGUUCUUGACGGAGGAUGGUGGUGGAAUGGUCAAUCCUAUGUUGGAUUUUCAACGUCCUCUUUGUUAGUGUACAUACUGGAGUAUAUGUAUCCAUUGGUUUUGAUCCAGUCCUCAUCAAGAAAUUUCUGUUGUAUUUUCCACCCUCAAUUAAAUGUUUAUUUUUCACUUUAGGAGUCUGAAA
Molecule: messenger RNA, 1691 nt
Organism: Rhododendron vialii
Lineage: Eukaryota; Viridiplantae; Streptophyta; Magnoliopsida; Ericales; Ericaceae
Exons: 13
Coding region: 118-1392 (424 amino acids)
Molecular function (GO): kinase activity
Source: RefSeq, a predicted model, not a curated record